CAACUUCUGCAGGCGCCUUAGAAAACCUGUCUUUCCUCACUGACAAAACACCACAGUGGUCACUAGAGAAAACUUAGAAACUCCAGAUAGUCACAAAGGAGGAGACUAGAAUCCCAAGCCCGCCGCUCAGAAGCCGCCGGUGGACGUCCCGCUCCUGCGGCUCCGCGCGCGGCGGGGGCGCUGCCGGGGCGGGCACCGCGGCCGCACGGGGACCCUGCUCGGGAGGUUCUUAAUCCAGAGCCAACUCCAUGGACCCAGGCCGGGUUUGGCCCUUGGCCUGCCGUGAGCAGGGUGUUGUCUGCUAGAAGACUCCCCUGGCCGACCGGCUCUGUUGCCUUACAGAGCAAGCGAAGAAGAUGGACGGAGUGGCGCGCCCUCUGCCUGGGUGCUUUCUGCCUUCUGUGCCCUUGUUAAUCCUAGUGUCCACUCUGGCGACUGCUACGAGUGUGGCCAACAGCACUUUAAAUGGCACUGACAUGGUCGUGGGCUCAGUGCCCGUGGUCAUUGCCAGAACCGACCAUAUCAUCGUCAAGGAAGGGAACAGUGCCUUGAUCAACUGUAGUGUUUAUGGCCUCCCUGAGCCCCAGCUCAAGUGGUAUAACUCCGUGGGCAAGCUGCUGCAUGAGGACACCGAGAACCGAGGGGCAGGAAAGUGGCAGAUGCACGACGGCCUCCUGAACAUCACCAAGGUGUCCUUCACGGACCGAGGUCGGUACACAUGUGUGGCCGCCAACAUCCACGGCACCGUGAACAACACGGUGACGCUGAGGGUGGUCUUCACAUCGGGGGACAUGGGCGUGUACUACAUGGUGGUGUGCCUGGUGGCCUUCGCCGUGGUGCUGGUCCUCAACAUCACCCGCCUCUGCAUGAUGAACAGCCACCUGAAGAAGACCGAGAAGGCCAUCAACGAGUUCUUCCGCACGGAGGGCGCCGAGAAGCUGCAGAAGGCCUUCGAGAUCGCCAAGCGCAUCCCCAUCAUCACCUCGGCCAAGACGCUGGAGCUGGCCAAGGUCACACAGUUCAAGACCAUGGAGUUCGCCCGCUACAUCGAGGAGCUGGCCCGCAGCGUGCCGCUGCCCCCGCUCAUCAUGAACUGCAGGACCAUCGUGGAGGAGCUCAUGGAGGUGGUGGGGCUGGAGGAGCAGGGCCAGCACUUCGUGCGCCCGGCGCCUGAGGGCCAGGAGGCCGCCACCGGGGACGAGGUCUACACCAUCCCCGCCGCCCUGCAGCGGAGCGAGUCGCCCACCGCUGACUCGGACGCCUCGUCGCUGCACGAGCAGCCCCAGCAGAUUGCCAUCGAGGUGUCCGUGCACCCCCAGGCCCAGAGGGAGCCCACGGAUGACCGGGACGGGGGGCCCCUCGAGGCCAGAGACGAGGACACCGAGCCAUCGGCCGAGCGCUCCCCCGAGUCCGCGGCGCCGUCCACCGAUGUCACGUCCGCGGCGCUGACCUCCGAGGAGCCCACGCCCGUCGAGGUGCCGGACCGUGUCCUGCCCCCAGGUCUCCUGGAAGCCGCAGAGCCGGCCGGGGCGUGCGACAGGAACGCCCGCGUCGUCUGUGAAAGCCAUGUCUAACAGACCCCCCCCCCCGAGAAGCUAUGCACACCCCGAGAAUCAGGGCCGCCCCCCCCGCCCCGGGCCAGACGCGGUCCGCCCUCGCCGCUAAGCCUUACCGGAGACGCCUGUCCCGUAGGUAGGAGCCAGGCCCCUUCAGAAGGGAGCGCCUGUGUGCAUGCUGUCUGCCCGGACCGCGCCCCGCGACAGAGGAUGCCAGCAGCGGCAGGGUGCAGAGCCGGCGACCUUGGGCAGGUGUCUGUGCGCGCGGCACGAAGCUCAGAGGCUCUUCUCUGCCAGAUACCUUAAUCGCUGAUGCCCUUUUGGUGUGAGAGGCUCUGAGGUCAAGAGCCCUGUCCAAUGCACACUGCAGCGCUUUUCCUUUAAAAAAUUAUAGGUCUGCUACAUGAGCAACUGCACGUCCGUGGGUCUGUUGCACUUUCUUCUCAGUUUUAACCCCCUUCCCUGUUCCCCUAUAACCGAGUCGUUGUGAUACGAAUGCUAAUCGUUCCUUCUGGUUUCGUCCCCUUUGCCACUUUGUCCUUAUUUCUCUCCACCCCCCGCCAAACUUUUACCUCGGAGGCUUUGGUGUCAGGGCUGAUACCCACAAGGCAUCUGUAAUGUUCCAAAGCAGUUACCAGCCUCAUGAUUUUUGUCAUUUCCCAGGCCUGUCUCCAUCCAUCGCUUUUUUUUUGUUUGUUUCCAAUGAAGCUGCUGUUGUGAAACUGAGAAAAACAAAAAACCUUGCCCGGGAUAGCACUUUAAUAGCCAAAUAAAAAUGUGUUGCCUGUCUGA
Molecule: messenger RNA, 2348 nt
Organism: Balaenoptera acutorostrata (minke whale)
Lineage: Eukaryota; Metazoa; Chordata; Mammalia; Artiodactyla; Balaenopteridae
Gene: MFAP3L
Product: microfibril associated protein 3 like
Exons: 3
Coding region: 357-1574 (405 amino acids)
Source: RefSeq, a predicted model, not a curated record